This is a messenger RNA of Rhodamnia argentea, 709 nucleotides long. RefSeq names its product calcium-binding protein KRP1-like. The record is from RefSeq and is a predicted model, not a curated record. NCBI's taxonomy places the organism in Eukaryota, Viridiplantae, Streptophyta, Magnoliopsida, Myrtales, Myrtaceae. The transcript has a single exon. The coding region runs from base 224 to 568 and encodes 114 amino acids. Gene Ontology annotation, molecular function: calcium ion binding.
CCAAGAAACCAGUUCCUCAAAACCUAAAUAGACCGACCUGGACCUUAGUUGUCUUCCAUGGCCGCUCCCUUCCCGGAACUUCCAUUGACCACCCUCUCUACUAUAUCUACACCCGCUCCCACAUUGCCUCCUUCAACACCCAUCUUCCCAAUCUCUCGAAGUAUCCACCUUUCUGCAGAAAGUUCGAAUUUUCAUCUUCAAACUGUUUUUGUUUCGAUCUUCGAUGGCGUCGCAAAGAACCGAGUCGAGCUUCCACGACUUCUUGCCCACCAUGGCCCACAAACUGGGCGGCGAGGGCCUGAUCGGGGAGCUGUGUAACGGGUUCAAGCUCUUGGUGGACGGCGACAAAGGGGUCAUCACGUUCGAUAGCCUCAAGAAGAACUCCGCUCUUAUGGGCUUGCAGGACUUGAGCGACGAUGAUCUGCGGUGUAUGCUGAAGGAAGGCGAUUUCGACGGCGACGGCGCGCUCAAUCAGAUGGAGUUCUGCGUCUUGAUGUUCAGAUUAAGCCCCGAGCUGAUGGAGGAGUCGGAGUUUUUGUUGGAGGAUGCUCUUCGGAAGGAGUUCUGAGGAUUUUCUUGAUUUUCUUUUUGUUUGUCUGACUCUUAUUGACAUUUAUAUACUGCUCUUGUUGUAUUCCUAAUUGCUCACCGAUUCUUGAUCUGGAAUGGAAUUGUUCAGAGGUAAAACAGAAUAAAAGGAAUUACAGUA